This is a messenger RNA of Apodemus sylvaticus (European woodmouse), 1228 nucleotides long. RefSeq names its product 40S ribosomal protein S17-like. Gene Ontology annotation, cellular component: ribosome. Lineage: Eukaryota; Metazoa; Chordata; Mammalia; Rodentia; Muridae. The record is from RefSeq and is a predicted model, not a curated record. Bases 105 to 506 code for a protein of 133 amino acids. Gene Ontology annotation, biological process: translation. Gene Ontology annotation, molecular function: structural constituent of ribosome. The transcript has 2 exons.
GAAGACUUCAAAUUAAGAUUGCAACUUCAAAGACAGAGAGCCAUGAGGCUUUCCCAAGAGUUGUGCUUGAGCAUGCUUGAAAUAAUUCAUCCAGAUCCGCCAACAUGGGCCACGUUCGCACCAAGACUGUGAAGAAGGCGGCCCUGGUCAUCAUCGAGAAGUACUACACGCGCCUGUGUAAUGACUUCCACACCAAUAAGCGAGUGUGCGAGGAGAUCGCCAUCAUCCCCAGCAAGAAACUUCAGAACAAGAUCGCCGGCUAUGUCACGCAUCUGAUGAAGCAGAUUCAGAGAGGUCCUGUGAGAAGUAUCUCUAUCAAGUUACAGGAAGAAGAGAGAAGAGAGAAUUAUGUUCCCGAGGUCUCAGCCGUAGAUCAGGAGAUCAUUGAGGUAGAUCCUGACACCCAGGAAAUGCUGAAGCUUCUGGACUUUGGCAGUCUCUCUAACCUUCAGGUCACUCAGUCUACAGUUGGAAUGAAUUUCAAAACACCACGCGGAGCUGUUUAAUCUGUUAUGCCAUAUUUUUAAUAAACCUGAAAACAAACAAACAAAAAAAAGUGUAGGCUACCAAUUCUGACUUUAUGCGUUGCUGAGAAUUAAUCCCAGAGCCUCAUGUAUGCUAGCAAGUACUCUGAGCAAUGUGUCUAUUUCCUCAUAAGUUUUUCAUCAUUUACUUCCCUUUGUAUUACUCAUUCCCAAGCACAUUCACUUGUUCCCUCCCUCCUUUUAUUUUAAAUAUAUUUUCCAGAAUUUGCCCUUUCUCAGUGAUUCUCACACUGUCCUGCUUGAUGUGUCCCGUCCAUAACUAUACUGUCAGCUAUCAGCUAUCAGCAAAAUGCUUAGCACUCUCAUUCCCGGCUUUUCAUCCUACUUUCUCUCCUAAGCAGCACUAACUAUUCCUAACUAGCACUGCCCAAUAACACAUUUAUGUUAGUGAAAAGUUCUGUCUGUAUUAACCAAUACAGUAGCAAUAGCUAGAAGUAGCAGUUGAGUAUUUUAAAUGUGCUAUUGCACUUGAGGAUUUGUGAAUGUUUGAUUUUACUUUAUUUAAAUCUACUCAGUAGCCAUAUGUAUCUAAUGGCUGCUGCUGUGACCAUCCUCUCCAUUGAUUCCCCAUUUCAUGUAACGGCAUCAAAAAUCUGUUCAGUGUCAUUCAGCAUCCUUACUUUUUCUUUGUCACUCUUCUAUAUCAGGUCAGCUAUUGAAUCUAAUUAGUUUUUUUUUAAUAU